CAAAAACUACGUGGUUUACUUGCAGUACACGUGCUCGUUGCAACACGUAUCUAUUCUUUCGCAGCAAGAACGUAUUUACAGUUACAAGAACAAGGGGAAGAGCACAGAGCGCCGUCACUUCUCCAUCACAGUCGAUUCUUUCUACUAUCAACUCACGUCACAGCGUCUUUUUUUUCCCGGGAACAUAAUAUUAAUUCUCAAGAACAAUCUGAAGUGGACAUCUAGCUUACGAGAAUAAAACCAAAGAUGACGACUCGCAAGCCGGGCGUCCCCCUGCUGCCGGGGUACAGCAUCAACCACCCCAUGCCGGUGAAGGGCGAGGAGCGACGGGCGAAGCCGCAGAAGCUCUGCUACUUCAAAAACACCAUGUACGAUUUCCCGAUUCCACAGCACGAGCCGGAAUACAACGCAGAGGAAGCGAAGGAGCUCUGCUCCACCAUGGAGAAGGCGGACUGGAGGUACUUAAAGAUUGCAGUUACUUAUGUAAUAUGGCAAGUGCGAGUUCUUUUAAGCAGAAAAUUUGUAUAUGCGAAGAUUUUUGCUAAACCACACGAUAGUACACAAAACAAAACACGAACAGGUUCACCGAUGAAAUGAAGGCUCGGGAAUUUAUCAAGUACACACCAGAGGAACUUCAGGCGAUCCGAAGAGCAGAAGCCGUUCCAUCGAAUGGGCCAGCAUGGUAUCUAUUUCUAUUCUUUACUGCGCACUUUGUUUCCGUCUUUCUCUUUAUGGAUCAAAAACCUAGGACUGUACUUACGUGUUGUUGCAGGAUGCAGAUGCUUUUUGGGAGGAAAAUUGGAGCAGUAGACGGGACAAAAUAGAUUGUAUUCGUAAAGAAUCAACUAUCGACAACGCAGGAUCAAGCACGACAAGCAAGUUAUGGAACUGUCAGGAUUGAAAUCGUCAAAGUUGAAAUAGUUUGUAAUGCAUAAAACCGAUACCAGUUGGAAGCCCAAUUUCCAAGCGGUGCAUGACAACUUUUGGCGCCGUAUAAAUCCAGUUUGUCAUGCUGUUUAGGGACGGAAGGAGUCUUUUGCCAUGCUACUUUAGCAGCUCUAUCGCAGACCCCAAACAGGCUCACAAUCGGUCUCAUGUGCAAUCCCUGCAAGACAGGCACUUCAUGCCUUGCAAUUUCUGCAUGAGAAAUUAUUUCAACUUUGAGGAUUUCAAUCUUGACGCUUCCAUACAAGUGUGCCGAUUCUUCGCCUACACGCAGGAGUCCGUAACGGAGUCAAACUACGAAAAUAUCCUGUGCAAAAGUAUCGUACUCGUACUAAUUGAAAUCAUGCAUGACAAGUCUUGUUUCUUAGCGAAAUCAGCAUUACAAAUUCCAUUUUUCCUUCUGGAAAAAUUUGUAUUGCGAUUUCUACUAGUACGAUACUUUUGCAAUGCAUAGAAAACGCACGGGUGCGAUUUGUCACCAUUAUGUACUUUUUGGAAGACGGCACCAUGCAGCUGACCGAGUCAAAAGUCCAGAACGCCGGGCUCAUGGGUGGCGCUUUACUCACGAGACACUGCAUCAUGCGGGCGGACGGAUCAGGGACUCUUGGUACAGAGAUGUUUCUGUUUGACUGUACUAGCAGAGUGUUUCCAUAAUGUCAUGCGCAGCUGCGAAUCCGCACAUUUUGAUUUUCGUUUUACUUCAUGGGAUCAUCAUUCGUGCAAAGGGCGAGAAACCAAACCGAAACUGCAACACAUGAACUCCAGGCCUCGACGACUUGAAGUGCGGGCAGAACCUCGAAAUUUACUCCCGCGUCUAUCGUAUUGUCGCGUGCGACGCCUUUACCCGGUGGUACUACGAGAAGAACGGCAUUGACGCCGGCCAGGAGGAGGAUGUCCCAGAGGACUUCUUCACCGCCAUGAAGCGAACAGCCAAAGAGCACGAGGAGAAGCCCACCUACACCGAGGUGGUGGAGGGACAAAUUUACAACGAGAAGGUACGUAGUAUACUGUACAACUUUGAUUUUCAUCAUUUUUGCACGCAGUUUGCGAAGUAGAUGCGUGAUAGAGCCAGCGGUGUCUUGCCGCUUUUGGUAAAUUACCAAGAAGUGUUCAAAAAAAUUUGUAAAAAGACUACGUUCAUUAUCAUUCCAUCAACAUCGAAUCAUCAGGCUAUCGGCGGCAACCGUGGCACCAACAACAAGCUGGAACAGUUUCUUAAGAACGACCUCCGAGUGUUGCGCUUUUACUGCUACUGGGACGACAAGACGGUGUACGGGUGCAGGACGUACUACACACUCUCCUUCUUCCUCGCCGAUAACAACAUCCAGAUUGCGGACAACCACAUUAGAAAUUCCGGUCGGGACCCCUAUCCGGUGUUCUUCAAGAAAGGUAUUGUUAGAAUGUGUUUUUUUUUUCUAUUCGUGUUCUUGCUGCAUUCAGGUGGAUAGGUCGCCAAAGUUGUCCCCAUUGACUUGUUAACCAUCACUACUUCUUGUUGCGCUAGCAUCUGGUUUUCGCAUGCUCACGAUCCUGGUUGUACGAUUUCCUUUUCCACGUUGUUUCCUGACAACAAAAAAUAAGGUCCGCUCAAGAAGGAGCCUCUGUACAAGAUCCUGCCGGGUAUGUUGGAGCCAAAACCAGAGGUCUACCUCCCGAUUGACUUGGAGGUUGGCGGCAGUCUUUCGGUCUUCGGCCGGGAACUGCAAAUUUACGACUGCGAUCCCUUCACCAAGGAGUUCUACAAGACAUGGUAUAAAUUUACACAUUACCAGAUAAACAUGGAUAUAAGACUUUUACUUGCUCUGUCAUGGCAAACAAGCAAGGACAAACCAGUGGAGAUUUAUCAUGCUUUUCUGAUACUAGUACUACCUAGAGAAAAAAUUGUGAUGCGAAGGGCAGCCUUGUUGUAUUUCCUUGUAUGCCCUGGCCCUCUAUCGCAUGACAAACACAAAAAUAAAAACUAGGUACAACAAGGACUUCACGGCGAUUACCAUUCCAGAGCCGAAGAGCUACGCCAUGCCAAUGCCUAUUCCACCGCACGUGGGCGUCGGCACGGAGGAAGACAGUCUCGGAAGUACUGAACUUGUUUUUAUUAAGUGCGGCUCGUGGUUCUUCUCUAUAAUGACAAAAACACUUUUAAUACCCCCGCCACAUACUGCUAUUAGAACUCAAAAUCAUUUGUGACCUCGUCAACGCAACUCUACUACCCUAUCGUCCCCAGGUUGCCUUACUUUGAUGCCGAAGCCGCCAAAGCAGGACUUGCGCAAGAUGAUGACCAAGGCCGCGAUGAUCCUGCGCUUCGAAGCCGAAAUCGCCAACCCGGUGUACCCAGAAGAUACCGACAGGAAAUUCAUUAUCGCCUACUACCUCGGCACGGACACCAUGGCCUGCUACGAAAUGAAGCGAAGAAAUUCCGGGUUCAUGGAGGGCAAGUUCGCGCAGAGGGAGAGAAAGAGGAACCCGAAGACGGGCACUUGGUAUCUAUCAAUCGAUUUCUUGUUUGCUGGGUUCGUCGCGGUGUUUCAUGCUGUUCGCAGCGGCUGAGAACUUUCCGAAUGCAUGGUUGCAGGAGGUACCUAUGGGUUGUAGUGCUAAAAUUCUAUUGGUCAUCAUGAUUUGCUGAGAUACAUAAUUUUUCUAAUCGUUAUCAGGUACAAGUCUACGGAUUUCUUCGUCGGCAACAUGAUCACCGUUUCAUCCGUCGAAUUCCGCCUGCUCCGACCGGACGAGUACUCUCUCGCCUACAUGGAACAGCACCCGGAAGAGUAUAAAAAUAGACAACUGCUUGUUUCCUAUAGUGAUAGUCGUGUUAUUGCAUGGCAAAUGGUCUUCACCAAACUUUAGCGCGCCCAAUCAUGUAUGCGGACGAUGCAUGAUAGCAGAUGCUGAUUGUACUCAUGCGCCUCCCGACACCAGCACGUAACAACUAAACAACUCUACAACUCGCAGCUUCCCGUACGCCGACGUGACGCGUGUGGCGGCCCGGCUGAAAGCCUACCUCGAAAAGGAAGGCCUCGGGCUCGAGGGGUGCUACUCGCCGGAUGACCUGCAAAAGAUGGGCUGCCUGGUGGACCAGGAAAUUAUCACGCUGCUGCGCAAGUACUGCACCCCGGAGUCGACGGACAUCGACAUGAAGCUGCUCUUUGCCUAAACUGAUUCUGCUGCUCGCACUACAGUUCCGGUUGGUCUCACUGUUCCGCGCGGUGAAAUUUUGUUACAUGAGUUUCAACCGAUAGAAGCAGGAAAAACUACUGUAUCAAACUUCUUGUUAACAAGCAACGUCGACAAGAUGCGAGUCCACGUUCUUGCAGCAAAUCUCCGGCCGAGAUGAAAUAGCAUCAUGUAGAAAGAACUUUUCGAACUGAAGAUUUGUGGUUUUUGCCUUCCAAAUUGAAUAGCAAAAGUACAGGAGCGUGAGAAACUAGAAAACACUUCCAGCGUGAAGAAAAAUAGCACAACUUUCACUGCAAAGAGGGUCCUUGUGAAAACAGAAAAGCCUCCUUCAGAUUGGCUUCAUCAGACGAGCAGGAGAAUUCAGACUUUUAUUGGAAGAGAAAUCAGACUUUGCUAGAUAUCAGACAUUAUAUAGCAGGAGAAACCUAUCAGGUGAUAGCAGUUAAAGUUAAUCAGACAAAAUAAAUCAGACCUUAUUCUUUAUCGUUAUAACAUCCAAUCGCAAAUCGAAUCGCCAGAUGAUAUGGCACCAUCGUCCGCAGAGUUUUAGAGAUAGAACAAGUUCAGAAGCGUGUUAAAAAUUUUCAUUAUGCAAAUGCUUUGUACAGUAACAAAUAAAUCUACUAUUAUGUUUUCACCAUCCUACACCCCCUAGGUUAAAGCGAAGAAAGGUUGAAUUGUGAACUAAGAGUUUGCUAUUGUUUUGUCAUCUGCUUAUCCAGCAGUAUUAGCCGAGCAGAACUAAGACAACACAAAAUGCAUCACAACGCGCAAGAGUUUCGAUUCACUUUGUUUCGAACUGGUUCACAACCAAAACCUCUACUUUGUCGGGGUACAGAACUAAUAUCCGUUUCAUCAGAUAAACAUUAGCAAUAGGAAAUUGUCACAAGAUUCAGAUUUGUAUGAGAAUACAGCUUUAGAAAGAUCAUGGGUUAUCCAAACGAGCUCGAGGUCGUUGCAAAGGACGAAAUAGAACGUGUGAUGAACAAAAAAUGUGCGACAUUUAUACACUAGUUGCAAC
This is a messenger RNA of Amoebophrya sp. A120, 5140 nucleotides long. NCBI's taxonomy places the organism in Eukaryota, Dinophyceae, Syndiniales, Amoebophryaceae. The record is from the annotation of a GenBank genome assembly.